AUGUCAGUUUCUGAUCUUCUUCUCGCCUCGCUAAAUCCUGCGACGCGACUUGCCGCGGAAAAACAGCUAGACGAAGCGUCGAAACAACCUGGAUUUCUGUCACAUCUGUUGUCUCUGCCCUUGAACAAAUCGAAUCCUCCAGAAGUACGAACUGCAGCCAGUAUUUAUUUCAAGAAUACAGUCAAGAGGCGAUGGUCCCCCGACGAAGAAGACUUUCCUAUCAAUGAUACCGACAAAGGCGCGGUCAGGGCGGAACUGGUUCCUGCUAUGCUCGCUCUCUCCAAGUCUGGCGCAGACAAGAGUGAUCGAUUGGCAAGACCCCAGCUAGCUGAGAGUUUGGCAAUAGUUGCUGGCGAGGACUACCCUGAUCGUUGGCCAACGCUCAUGGAACAAUUGACUUCCUCUUUCUCCGAAACUGACUACAACGUCAACGUCGGUGUGCUUGAAGCCGCCCAUGCAGUCUGUGCCCCAUGGAAAUCUCAGGUUCGGAGCGACAGGCUAUUUUCUACCAUCAAUGCCGUGGUGGGCGUACUUGGAACACCACUUUUGGGCAUGUUUAGGCACGUCACAGGCAUCUUGCUUGGAGGUGGCGCCACAGGCUUGCCAGAAGAGCAGCAUAGGGUUUUAGCUCAAACGCUACAUCUGCUGUUGUGUCUUUAUGAAGACUUGGUAGACCAAGAUAUUCCGCCCGUGUUUGAAGACUCGGUUCCAGAAUUCUUUGGAGUUAGUGGAGGAGAUGACGGCUUGUUUUUGAAGAUUUUGGCAUGGAAUCCGGAGGCGCUUAAAGGAGAUCCCGAGGAACCAACCCCCACGCCCGUUCACAAUGCUCAUCAAGUCAUUUUCGAAAUCGCAGAACUCUUUGUGCUCAAAUAUAAUGAACUCUUCGAAACACGUAUGCCUGCAUUCGUACAGGCCGUGUGGGAGAUGGUUGGAAGAAUGGGUCCGGAGGUCAGGGAGGAUGGUGUCUUCGCCCAAUCUGUCCGCUUCCUCUCAGUCACAGUCAAGUCCGGUCUUCAUACUCAGCUCUUCUCCCAAGAAUCCACCCUCCAAGGCCUCUUCACGCGCAUUGUCUUGCCAUCUGUUCCCCUUCGCCAGCAUGAAGUAGAGCAAUUCGAGGAUGAUCCUCUCGAGUACAUCCGUCGCGACUUGGGCUCCGGUUCCGCCGCUAGCGCUGGUUCAGGUGCCGUGGAAGUGACGGGAAGGCGAGGUGCCGCAACGGAUUUGCUACGUGCGCUGAUGGGUGUAGGCCUCGAGGCUCAGAUCACCGCUAUGGUGAACCAGGCUGUUGAGACUCUUGUCGCCAAGUACAAAUCUGGUGAAGGAGGGGAGGAGGCUUGGAUGCACAAGGAUACGGGAGUUUAUUUGUUGAGUGCCGUAGCGGCAAGGGGAAGUACUAUGCAACACGGUGUGACAAGCACCAACAUCCAUGUCAACGUCGUACAGUUCUUCCUCGACCACGUUGCCGGCGAUUUGCAAGCCCCGGCUGGGAGCAUCCACCCAAUUCUGCAGGUCGAUGCGAUUCGAUUUGUGCACAUGUUCAGGAAUCAGUUCACGAAGGAGCAACUGCUCCCUGUCUUGCGCCUCCUUGUUACCCACCUUUCCUCCAAAGAUUAUGUCUGUUCGGCCUAUGCAGCCAUCGCGAUCGAGAGAAUUUUAUUCAUCAAGAAUGGAGGAAAGCUUCUCUUUGCCCAAGCUGACAUUCACGACUUUGCCAACGAUAUCUUGUCGGCGCUAUUUACUGUGAUCGAGAGCGGAGGGACACCCCAGAAGAUUGCAGAGAAUGAUUAUUUAAUGAAAUGUAUUAUGCGCGUAAUUCUCACUGCUCGACAGACCCUCACACCCAAUUACCUCACGGUCCUGACGAAAUUGGUCAACAUCCUCGGCGCGAUUAGCCAGAACCCAAGCAACCCGAACUUUAACCAAUAUACGUUCGAGAGUAUAUCUGCCCUUAUGCGGUUCGUAUGUUCGAGUAACCCUCAGCUCGUGGAACAAUUCGAAGGGCAGCUCUUCGGCCCAUUUACGGUUAUCAUACAGCAAGACGUAGAUCAAUUCAUUCCCUACGUCUUCCAAAUUCUCGCGCAGAUGCUCGAAAUUCACACCAACACGGUCCCACCCGCAUACAGCUCGCUGGUUGGCAUCCUCUUUACCCCUGCCGUUUGGCAACAACGCGGAAAUGUUCCUGCCCUUGUGCGUCUGAUCAAGGCAUUCAUCUCCAAGGAUCCCAAUAGCGUGGACGUCCGAACGGUACUCGCAGUUGUUCAACAGCGUCUGAUUCCUUCCCGAGUAAACGAUGUCUAUGGGUUUGAACUCUUGGAGAUCCUUCUCGCUAACCUUCCGGUUGAGACCCUCGGGCCCUUGUUCAACGGGAUCUUGGUCACUGUUAUGACGCGACUCCAAGCGAACAAGACACCCGCAUUUUCAUACGGGUUUAUGCACUUUGCGUGCGCCGCGAUGGCGUCUCGUGCCGAAGGCAUGGGACCCGAUUUUUUCAUCGGCGCUGUUGAAAGCGUUCAACCAGGACUAUGGACCCAGCUGCUGACUCAUGUCAUCCUGCCCGAAGUCCCGCGUACUCAACUUCGCGACCAAAAAGUGGUCUCGGUCGGACUGACGCGGUUAUUGGUACAGAGCCAGCAUAGCGUGCAAGCCCCGCUGCGAACGUGUGGUGAGUUGCCUUCUAGUUUAAACCCGUCGGAUAUGACGAAUGAUGCGAUGUUAUUCCCUCGUGUGCCACGCGACCAUCCAACCUUCUUGUCCCGAUACGAAUCUACAUUGAUGCUUCGUGAUGUUCAUUGGGGGCGUAUUUUGUGCAGGCCGCGUGUUCUCGAAGCUAUAUUGGGACUGUACACUUCGCCCGCAGCGCUCGCCAAGUCGAGCACCGAGUCGGCCACGGGCGAUGAUGUGGUCACAGCCAUCGACUAUGAAGAAGCCGGGGCCGGGUACCAGGCUGGGUACUCGCGUCUCGCCGCAUCCGAGGGGGGCAAGACGGACCUUGCGUCGUAUGUGCAAGACCCAAGGCAGUACCUCGUCGAGCAGCUCGGUGCGGCGCUCCAGGACUCGAGCAAGCCCAUCAGGCAGCUUCUCGCCCAGGUCGAGCCGGACAAGCUGAACCAGCUGACGACGGCGGGGCUGACGAUCUAG
Molecule: messenger RNA, 3138 nt
Organism: Rhizoctonia solani
Lineage: Eukaryota; Fungi; Basidiomycota; Agaricomycetes; Cantharellales; Ceratobasidiaceae
Product: exportin-2
Exons: 12
Coding region: 1-3138 (1045 amino acids)
Biological process (GO): protein import into nucleus; protein export from nucleus
Cellular component (GO): nuclear envelope; cytosol
Molecular function (GO): nuclear export signal receptor activity; small GTPase binding
Source: RefSeq, a predicted model, not a curated record